GAAAGGCUUCCUGUACAUUUUCAAAAAAAGGCGACCGUUAGUGUUAACGUAGUUCUUAAACACAUUAAUCGUUAAUAGCGGACACAUUUUAUUGUUGGAUUAUUACUGGUUAUCAAGUUGGAAGAGGCAGUUAUGAACACUUCUGCGGUGGAAUCUGUUGUCACCUGUGAACCGUACAACUUUCUGGAAUGCCAUUUAGCGCGCUGGAUUUGGCGCAUUCUGCCGGGAUUGUGCAUCUGCGUUGGAACGAUCGGCAAUCUGCUGAACGUCAUCAUACUGAAACGACUUAAUCUACGACGAUUCCCCAGGAAUAUAUUUCUAGUGUUUCUUGCAGUGAGCGAUGCAACGUUUCUUUGGACGUUCGCUCUUAACGACGUCCUGUUUGCGUUACACGGGUACACCUUUCUCGAACAUGGCGAUGUUCUCUGUAGGACAACAUGGUUCGUUGGGUACACAGCUGGAGCUUUCUCUACUUGGGUAUUAGUUCUUCUGACAAUGGAAAGAACGUUGGCGUUGAAGGCUCCAGUGUUUUCGCGAAAAAUGCUAACCAUGAAGAAUUGUAAUUUAGCAUGCGGCGUGACCUUGACCGUCAUUGCGGUACUCAAUUGCAACGUUCUCUACGGUUUCGACUAUAAGGAUUAUGCCCAUGGUGAACAACUUAGUCCUGAAUUCCAAAAUGUUACAAAAAUUGUAGCGAGUGACUAUCCAUGUUUCUUUGUGUCAAAGGGGUACAUGGAUUUUUAUUACACCAAAUGGAAUAUCAUUUCAAUGACGUUGUAUUUCGUUAUACCGAUUGUUUUUUCUAUUGUUGGAAAUAUAAAUAUAGCGAUGGUAAUAGUUUUAAGAAGACGAAAAACGGCUAAAAACAAGGUACCGGAUAUGAUUUUUACCUUGACUUCAAGCGCAAGAGAAUAUGGAAAAUCAACUGACGGCACUUGUAAUUCGUCAACUGAUUUUAAUUACACAAACGUUAUAUUGCAAAAUACGAACUUUUCUAUGGUGGGUACAAUUAAUUCAGACAGAGACGAAACUCAACUUAAAACGGACCUGUCCACAUCGAAUACGAAACCAACACGAGACGGUUCUUUUAAUAGACAUGAUACAACAAUAACCAAAUCGGAAUCUAAGAAGAAGAAGCGGAAGGGAAAAAGAGGCCAACAUGCAACGAGACUUUUGUUUUGUAUCUGCGUCAGUUUGAUACUAACAUCCAUUCCGUGUGCCGUUUACGAAGUUAUCCGAGGACACCUUGAGGAUGUAUCACCCAAAGUGGCUUCCAGUCUCCAGCUGUCAAGGGCGGUCACACAUUCACUGUUGUAUAUGAAUUUUGCAUUGAACUUUUUCUUUUACUUCGUUUCCGGAACGCUGUUCAAAAACGAAUGGAAGAAAAUGGUGCGCCAGACAAGACAAUCAUUAAAGAGACUACACAUAUGUUAACAUUGAGACUGGACCAUACAUGAGCCGCGACAUGCGAAAAUGGGUCUUCUGCCAUAUGCAGCCAUUGCAGCUCCACACCAACUUGUGGAAUCGAAGUAUGGACAGGAGCUACGCUGUCAGCGAUGAGUAAACUCACUACGCUGUCAGCGAUGAGUAAACUCACUACGCUGUCAGCGAUGAAUAAACGCAAGCUUUCGUGGUCUCAUUAGCGGACAAGGUAACUCCUGAACCGACUGAACGGAACUGCAGGCUGGGUUGGAGUUAUGCAGGCCGCAUAUGGCAUAAGACCCGUUUCUGCUCUACUCAGCAUAUAUCUGCGCAAAGUGAGGCAUAGCCUUUGUUUAAACGCAUUUACAACGUGUCCUUUUCAUUCAGAGUUAAACGUGAGAUAAUUGAGAAGAGACUUGAAUACUUUGCAUCAGAUGUUAUGGAAAUAUCAGUCGUCAUUGAUGAGUCCGUAUUUGCAUGAACGUUAAACCAAACUUGCUUAAACAUGUUUAUAAUCUACUGACACUUGUAGCGAAUUUAAAACAAAUAGAAUGUAUGAAUUAAAACAUAUGUAUUGGUUUUUACACGUUUAAGAUAUAAAGGUUUGAUGGUUUUAAGAUAAACGGAUAUGAUCAGUGUGGUCCAUAUAUCCAAGGAACUUCAAAAGCAUGAUCGCUUUUAGACAUUUAUGCCCGGCUAUUUCUAGGGUUUUAUCAAACGUUAACAAAAGUAUUAUGCGAUUGGUCUGCGAGAAACUUGUUUAGAUAUUUCAAAUUGACCGAACUGAUGACCUUCGCCUUGUUAGGUGGACGCCGUUCUUUACACCGCUGUAAUGUAUUGAUAAUAAUUAGCGAUUCUAGAAAAAACAAUUCAAAUCGACUAUAUAUAUUGCCCAGUUAAUUUAUUAUCCAAGUACAUGGUGUAGCACUCUUUGACAGAAACAUGUGAGCCCAGACGAAAAAAAUAAGGGUAAGAAGAUAAAAAGGUUUUUAAUCUUCAGCAAUCAUAUUGCAACUUUCUAUGAUGUCAAUACCAAUGAGUAUUUGCAUAACGUGAUUUUUGACACGCUUGACAUGUGUAUCGAUUUCUUAUUUAGGGCUUUUGCCCUGUGUCAACUUUGCCCCAGUCGCUCUGUGGGCAUAAUUUACCUAGUCGGUGGUGUUUUUACAUUACAUAACAAUAUAUAUAAACAUAUACAAUUAUAUAAUUGCACACUCACUUCCAAAAGUGUACGACGUAGACUUACGUAUUUAUCAUUUGCUUUCGAAUUUAUCAUAAAUGACUAUUGAAAGUAUUGAUAUUUUAUCCAAUCAUUUGUGUAAUGUUUUAUAGCAUUUUAGUUUCUAGCUAUUUCCAUGAUAUAGGUAGACAAAAGAAAAUAUCAUUCCUCUGCAAAAAACAGACUCUAUUGACGAUCUUAGUAUUUAUAGAGGAAUAAUGCUUGUUAGUUGCUUUUCUAAGUUGUUCACAACCAUUUUUAACAAAGGUAUCGAAUUGUUUUGUAAAUAUACUUCUUAAAUUUCAGAUUCACAAUUUGGAUUUUGCAAAUAUUGUUCAAUUGUUCAUGUUAUUUGUUUUUUAUGUCUCUUGUGCAACACGUUUUGAAUGAAAACAAACGUUUGUAUGUACUAUAAUUGAUUUGUUUAAAUGUUUUGUAUAUAUUGUAGUUAGUGAUAUUAAAUAUGUAUAAAUCUGGUAUACAUGUUCCCACUUUUUUAAACUUCGAAUAUAACUACUACAGUAGUCAUGCUUUUGUAUAUGAAUUUAUAUGCAGACUUUUUGACGCCUUAAGAAUGAAUGGUUUGGUAAUAGGUAUGAAUAUAUGUUCUAGAUAUGCAUAUACUUUUAAAAACUACUAUUGAAUAUGAAUGCUACUUGGAUUUAUAGGAAAGGAGUCUACGUUUAUAAUUUGUAAAAUUUAGGGCUUCUGCCCGCCCCUUGAAGAUACUCACGCAACAAUAUUCCUCGUGAAGAACAUUAUUGCCUUUUUUUUGUAAUACACGGUAGAGGCUGAAUUCAAUUUCUUUAUGAUUGUUCAUGCUACAGUUUACUACGACAAAUAUAUAUUUAACGGAUUCCCUAAUGAAUUCAUCCGUUGUUCAGUUCCAUAAUUUAUCGACAUCAAUAUGACCAUUAGAAAUAUUUAUGGACAUAAAUAUGUAAACGAAAAAUUUAUAAAACUAAAUUUUAUCAUACAUACAAGUUAAUUGAAAUUUUGAAAUAAAUUGUUUUCUUUUUUUCCCUUGACAAACGUUUAUGUAUCAAGUAUCUGACAUAAUUUGAUAUAAUGUGCAAUAAUUUAUUUAGUUAUAAUUUUUGUUAAAAUUAUAUCAUUUAAACCAUAGUUAAUCAAACAUAAUAUUUUAUCAUUACUGCCUUUAAAAUUGAAUUGUUCUUGACAAACACACACACGCGCGCGCGCGAACGUACGCAUACAUACAUUUUUGAUUUGGUUACCAUUAUUAUAUAAUGAUACCUGACAUUACUGUAUUUAUAAUUGUAUGCAGUAACAACGAUGUACACAUGAGUAAGUGUUAAUAAACUUUCUGUUCUGUUCUGUU
Molecule: messenger RNA, 3983 nt
Organism: Dreissena polymorpha
Lineage: Eukaryota; Metazoa; Mollusca; Bivalvia; Myida; Dreissenidae
Exons: 2
Coding region: 133-1434 (433 amino acids)
Biological process (GO): G protein-coupled receptor signaling pathway
Cellular component (GO): plasma membrane
Molecular function (GO): G protein-coupled receptor activity
Source: RefSeq, a predicted model, not a curated record